AUGAACGCCAGUACUUCUUCUGCUGCAAAAUCGGCGCCUGCACACAAUGCUCCACUACCUCCAACCUCUUCAUCAGCGGGUCGCUCGUCACGUAUUGCCCCCCAUUCGCAUAUCAAAGGACUUGGUUUGACACCAGAAGGCUACGCGUUGGUGGAUGGUGCUGGGUUUAUUGGACAAACGAACGCCCGUGAGGCUUGCGGUGUUGUCGUAGAUCUCAUAAAGUCGAGAAAGUUUUCUGGUAGAGCCCUUUUGCUCGUCGGCGCGCCAGGAACCGGAAAAACAGCCCUUGCUUUAGCUGUAUCACAUGAACUUGGAGCAAAGGUGCCAUUUUGUCCCAUGGUUGGAUCAGAGGUGUAUAGCACGGAGGUGAAGAAGACAGAAGUUUUGGCUGAGGCGUUUCGGAGAGCUAUCGGUCUUCGGAUAAAGGAAACCAAAGAGGUCUACGAAGGCGAGGUCACCGAGUUGACACCUACUGAAGCCGAGAAUCCGUUAAGUGGUUAUGGUAAAACAGUCUCUCACGUCAUCCUGGGCCUGAAGACUGUGAAGGGAACGAAGCAAUUGCGCUUGGACCCCACCAUCUAUGAAGCUAUUUUAAAGGAGAAGAUCAUUGUUGGGGAUGUUGUAUACAUUGAUUACGCGACAGGUGCCGUGAAGCGCGUUGGACGCUCCGACGCUUACGCUGCGUCUUAUGACCUGGAAUCCGAAACAUAUGUCCCUUUACCUAAAGGAGAGGUGCAUAAAAGAAAGGAACUUGUUCAAGAUGUGACAUUGGGCGAUCUCGAUUCAGCCAAUGCAAGACCUCAAGGUGGUCAAGAUAUCAUGAGUGUAAUGGGAAGUCUCGUAAAGAGUGGCCGAACAGAAGUCACAGAUAAAUUGAGAAGAGAAGUCAAUAAAAUUGUCAAGGGUUAUGUUGAUCAAGGUGUUGCAGAAGUGGUCCCCGGAGUUGUAUUCAUCGAUGAAGUCCACAUGUUAGAUAUAGAAUGUUUCACAUACCUCAAUGCUCUUCUAGAAUCCCCAAUGGCGCCCACCGUUAUUUUGGCUACAAACCGUGGAAAUUCGCUGGUUCGUGGCACGACUGACAUCGUUUCACCGCAUGGAAUCCCUGUGGACCUUCUGGAUCGCUGUAUGAUCGUCAAAACAGAUGCAUACACCAAAGAACAAAUCGGCAAAGUUGUACAAGCGAGGGCUAACGUCGAAGGACUAAAGUUGAGCCCCGAUGUGUUGGAUAAACUUGCAGGGGAGGGCGAGAAGAGUUCAUUGCGCUAUGCCCUCCAACUAUUGACCCCUGCAUCUAUCCUGGCUAAAUUGGCUGGGCGGAACCAGAUUGAGGCCGAAGACAUUAACGAAAUGAAUGAAUUGUUCCUCGACGCAAAGACUUCUGCAUCCAUAAUAGCUGAAAGCACAUCCGUUUAG
Molecule: messenger RNA, 1413 nt
Organism: Psilocybe cubensis
Lineage: Eukaryota; Fungi; Basidiomycota; Agaricomycetes; Agaricales; Agrocybaceae
Exons: 7
Coding region: 1-1413 (470 amino acids)
Biological process (GO): regulation of transcription by RNA polymerase II; chromatin remodeling; box C/D snoRNP assembly
Cellular component (GO): Ino80 complex; R2TP complex; NuA4 histone acetyltransferase complex
Molecular function (GO): ATP binding; DNA helicase activity; ATP hydrolysis activity
Source: RefSeq, a predicted model, not a curated record